CAGGCCGGCUAAGGCUAGCCAGCAAGGGACAAAGGCAACUGCAGCCUGAGAGGAGUCACCUUCUAAGAUGGAGAAGUUCAAGGCUGCGCUGUUGUUGGGGGGUGUCGGUGAUGCACUCGGCUAUGGGAACCUCUGCAGGGAGAACAGUGCUUUAGGCUCAAUCCGGGAGGAGCUGCAAAAGACUGGGGGACUGGACAGCCUUGUGCUGUCACCUGGAAAGUGGCCAGUGAGUGACAACACCAUCAUGCACAUGGCAACCGCCGAGGCCCUCACCACAGACUACUGGUGCCUGGACGACCUGUACCGUGAGAUGGUAAAGCGCUACGUGGAGACUGUGGAGAAGCUCGCAGAACAUCGGCCAGACCCUUCCACUAUCGAGGGCUGCUCGCAGCUGAAGCCAGAUAACUACCUCCUCGCCUGGCAUACGCCCUUCAGUGAAAAGGGUUCGGGAUUUGGAGCUGCCACUAAAGCAAUGUGCAUCGGGAUGCGGUACUGGAAGCCAGGCCGGCUGGAGACCCUUGUUGAAGUCAGUAUUGAGUGUGGUAGAAUGACCCACAACCAUCCCACAGGUUUCCUUGGGUCCCUGUGCACCGCUCUGUUUGCCUCGUACGCAGUACAGGGAAAGCCCCUUGUACAAUGGGGACGAGAUAUGCUGAAGGCAGUCCCGCUGGCUGAGGAGUACUGCAGGAAGACCAUCCGGCACAUGGCAGAGUACCAAGAGCACUGGUUUUACUUCGAAGCAAAAUGGCAGUUCUAUCUGGAGGAAAGAAAAAUCAGUGAAGAAACAGAGAACAAAGCCACCUUCCCUGACAACUACGAUGCUGAGGAGCGAGACAAGACAUACAAGAAGUGGAGCUCAGAAGGCCGAGGGGGACGGCGUGGCCAUGAUGCCCCCAUGAUAGCCUACGAUGCCCUCCUUGGUGCAGGGAACAACUGGACCGAGCUGUGCCAGCGGGCCAUGUUUCACGGAGGUGAGAGUGGAGCCACGGGGGCAAUCGCUGGCUGCCUAUUCGGGUUGCUGCACGGCCUGGCCAGUGUUCCACGGGGCUUGUACCAGGAACUGGAGCACAAAGACAGACUAGAAGACUUGGGCACAGCCCUGCACCGCCUGUCCACAGAAGAAAAGUAAAGUGUUUCUGCCA
Molecule: messenger RNA, 1142 nt
Organism: Arvicola amphibius (Eurasian water vole)
Lineage: Eukaryota; Metazoa; Chordata; Mammalia; Rodentia; Cricetidae
Gene: Adprhl1
Product: ADP-ribosylhydrolase like 1
Exons: 7
Coding region: 68-1129 (353 amino acids)
Biological process (GO): protein de-ADP-ribosylation
Molecular function (GO): magnesium ion binding; ADP-ribosylarginine-[protein] hydrolase activity
Source: RefSeq, a predicted model, not a curated record